Messenger RNA from Brugia pahangi, 231 nucleotides. NCBI's taxonomy places the organism in Eukaryota, Metazoa, Nematoda, Chromadorea, Rhabditida, Onchocercidae. The record is from the annotation of a GenBank genome assembly.
AUGCAGAAUAACACCAUCGACCUUGCCUAUUAUUGGUUGGUGUCCAAAAAGGAUGUCAUAUCAUAUGUUGGCUGUUAUAAAAUAAUCACUUGCCAAAGUGAUUACUUCCCAGUGUCGUCUGCUCUGCUACACUUCACAAAUCUCUUACAUGCAAGACGAAUUAGACCAGUUAAAUCUCGAUUUGGUGUCACCUAUUCGAUUUAUUAUUGUAAUCUUUUCUACUGCGAAUAA